Messenger RNA from Suillus subaureus, 1590 nucleotides. RefSeq lists its product as uncharacterized. Gene Ontology annotation, cellular component: cytoplasm. Bases 108 to 1124 code for a protein of 338 amino acids. Gene Ontology annotation, molecular function: thioredoxin-disulfide reductase (NADPH) activity. Gene Ontology annotation, biological process: removal of superoxide radicals. The record is from RefSeq and is a predicted model, not a curated record. NCBI's taxonomy places the organism in Eukaryota, Fungi, Basidiomycota, Agaricomycetes, Boletales, Suillaceae. The transcript is spliced from 5 exons.
CUUGUACUUAUAACACGCUGUCUUCUCGAUUUCGCUUUCUGAAAGGCCUACGGGCGAUUCCUCUCGCAGCCGCAUCUGCUUCCCUUCCAGAUCGCACGUACUCAAAAAUGGCACCGCUCACAAACGGUAAAGUUCCAAAGAGCACGACAAUGCAUUCAAAAGUCGUCAUCAUCGGUUCAGGUCCUGCAGGUCACACCGCCGCCGUUUAUCUCGCGCGCGCGAACCUCAACCCUGUCCUCUUCGAGGGCUUCAUGGCAAAUGGUUUCGCUGCCGGUGGUCAGCUUACGACGACCACAGAUGUCGAGAAUUACCCCGGCUUUCCGUCCGGCAUCCUGGGCCCUGAGCUUAUGGACAAAUUCCGCGAGCAGUCUAUUCGCUUCGGCACCCAGAUCAUUACAGAGACCGUUUCCAAGAUCGAUCUCUCUGCGCGCCCAUUUCGCUACUGGCGAGAGAGUCAGGAAUACGAGGAACCAGAAACUGCUGAUACGAUUAUCAUAGCGACUGGUGCGAGCGCGAAGAGGCUAGGACUCAAAGGCGAGGUUACAUACUGGCAAAGUGGCAUCAGCGCAUGUGCAGUUUGCGAUGGUGCCGUCCCUAUAUUCAGGAAUCAACCAUUAGCUGUUAUCGGUGGUGGUGACUCUGCAGCGGAAGAAGCUACGUAUUUGACAAAGUACGGCUCUCACGUCUACGUCCUGGUCCGCCGUAGCGAACUCCGCGCUUCUAAAAUUAUGGCCAAGCGCCUCAUGAAUAACCCCAAGAUCAGCAUCCUCUGGAACACCGUCGCAACCGAAUGUCAAGGCGACGGCGACCUCCUCAAGAACCUCCGCAUUAAAAACGUAACGACAGGCGAAGAGCGCGAUCUCCCCGUGCGCGGACUGUUCUAUGCAAUUGGACAUGAGCCAGCUACGGCCCUAGUGCGUUCACAGCUACAAACAGACCCCGAUGGUUAUAUCAUCACUGUCCCUGGAACGACGCAGACAAGUGUCAAGGGCGUGUUCGCUGCUGGUGAUGUGCAGGAUAAGAGGUACAGACAAGCUAUUACUAGUGCGGGGAGUGGAUGUAUGGCUGCCCUUGAGGCAGAGAGACUUAUUGCGGAGGAAGAGGAGGGUAUCGAGGAAGAUUAGGAGGUCAGAAGAACUUAGAUGUAUAUACCAACGCAAUGAUUUUGCUACCCACUAUGCCAGCAGCGGUGUUGUAGGUUGGACAACGAGCACUUGAAGAAGAUUGGAGUCUCUUGUUUGCGAUCAUCGAUGCUAGCGCCUAUAUCCUCAAGUGUCUAGAUCAGUUUUGAAGCAAUUUGCCAUUCGCUGCUACGUGCGAUGGCAGAGCCUGCUAUCAUCUCCAUGACAUGGCGGCCAUGUCUAUAGGAGAAGUGCGGCGUGCGACACCAACGCGCUACGCAUAUCGGCUGGCGAGAGGAACUGAUGUAAGGCCAGCUCACUGAGCUCAAUCGUCCCUCUGCCAGCCGAUAUACUCAAUGCGUCGGACGAGAAGCAAUCAGUGCAGAAUCAAAGACGAAACUGUCGUGCAAUCUGGAUAUCAGUAGACCGAUGGGCCAACCCUUGCCAGUGGCCAAGCGAUAAGGUUUAC